Coffea eugenioides is the source of this 1197-nucleotide messenger RNA. RefSeq names its product mitogen-activated protein kinase kinase kinase 18-like. Lineage: Eukaryota; Viridiplantae; Streptophyta; Magnoliopsida; Gentianales; Rubiaceae. The record is from RefSeq and is a predicted model, not a curated record. The transcript has a single exon. Gene Ontology annotation, molecular function: protein kinase activity; ATP binding. Gene Ontology annotation, biological process: protein phosphorylation. The coding region runs from base 1 to 1197 and encodes 398 amino acids.
AUGUGGAUCAGAGAAAAAACUCUCGGCAGUGGUAGCUUUGGCUUUGUGUCGAUAGCCAAGACUAUCCCAAGCAGCUUCCCGGACGAUGAAGAAGAUCAAUUGUUCUUUGAUCUUCCGCCCAUUAUCGCAGUCAAGUCAGCAGAGUUUUCCUGUUCUGAGUCUCUUCAGAGGGAGAGAUUAUUGCUUCAUGAAUUUCAGAACUGCCCACAAAUCAUCCAUUGUUAUGGUGCCGACGUAAGCGAAGAAGACGGUCAUUUACUGUAUAACAUGUUGCUUGAGUUUGCCUCUGGUGGAAGCUUGGCGGAUUACGUUCAUGGUUCUCAAUAUGGUUUGCUUGAGGAGGAAGUUAAACAGUUUACACGAUCGGUGCUUCUGGGAUUGAGUUACAUUCACGCAGAGGGUUAUGCGCAUUGUGAUAUAAAGCCGGCCAAUAUCCUACUGGUUGAUGACGAAGAGGGAAACAGAACGGCAAAGAUUUCUGAUUUUGGGCUCGCAACAAAGGUUUCGAAAAGGCGGACAGGGAAGAAAAGAAAGAAGGGUAACAGGGGAACGUUGUUUUAUAUGGCUCCUGAGUCAGUUAUGUUGGGUGAAUAUGAUUCUAAGGUGGAUAUUUGGGCACUUGGUUGUACUGUUAUAGAGAUGUUUACCAAGAAACCCGCCUGGGACUUUGAUUUUGAUCAAUGUACUGAUCUUGAUGAUUUCGAUGAGUUUUUUGACCGGAUUAUCAAUGAAGAGGUGGAAAUUCCACUUGGGUUGUCGAAGGAUGCUCAGGAUUUCCUGGCAAAGUGUUUGAUCAAGAAUCCUGGAUUAAGGUGGACUGCAGAUAUGCUUUUGAGUCAUCCGUUUGUUUCAGGUUUGGACAAAACUCCUGUUGAUCAGGAAAUCUCAGAGGAAUCAGCGUUUAGUACCCUGUCAGACAAAUCAAGGAUCGGAAGCUCUGAGGAUGAUGAAUCAAGUGAGGACAUGGAUUCGAUCAAGCCAAUGUUGCUGCUGAAGAAUCUUGCAGGACUGGAUAAAGUUGCAGCAGAGAACUCUUUUUCUGACAGGAGCUUGGGCCUGAAGCCAACACUGAAUGAAUCCGUUUCAGAGAAAUCCUAUGAAUUCCCACUCUUCAAGAGGAGAAAAGGAUUGGAUCCUGAAGUUCUUUAUGAAGCAAUCCAGUGCAAUGCCAAUUUUGGAUUUUUACAAGCCUGUUGA